Molecule: messenger RNA, 5516 nt
Organism: Synchiropus splendidus (mandarinfish)
Lineage: Eukaryota; Metazoa; Chordata; Actinopteri; Syngnathiformes; Callionymidae
Gene: xkr5b
Product: XK related 5b
Exons: 14
Coding region: 284-2524 (746 amino acids)
Biological process (GO): apoptotic process involved in development; engulfment of apoptotic cell; phosphatidylserine exposure on apoptotic cell surface
Cellular component (GO): plasma membrane
Source: RefSeq, a predicted model, not a curated record
CAGCGAUCUGCUUAACAAUCUUAAGAUGAACUAUAAGGUUGCACACUUCUACUGACUCUAUCUGGAUGCUGGUGUUACACCAUGUCAUUGUAAGACAAGUCCCACAUGAGCCUCAUGUUUGUAGUGAUGAACACAAAGGUCUUCCGGUGCCUGUGUGACGGGACGGGCGGGGCCGCAGGAACGCGGGAUGCCGCAGCCGGACCUUCCCUCCAUCCAGAGCCGAGCACUGCAGCCUGCAGUCUGGGAGUGAGUGAGAGGCUCCGGUCCAAGUCUCGGCGCAGACAUGCGGGACUACACGGUGACCCCGAGUCACGGAGGCGGCUGCGUCCCCUGCUGUCAAGUCUGCGUCUUCGCGUUCACCGCAUUCCUCAUCAUUGCGGAGAGGACCGCGCUCAUCUAUUGCUUUGUCUACUAUCUGUGGAUCGGUCACAACUACUGCUACGCUCACCUGGCUGGAUUCACCGCUCUGUUCCUGCUGCCUGGCUGGGGCCCUCAGUGGCUCAGCUACCUGUGGUACCUGUGUGACGGACGGAUUCGUAGAAAGUCUCUGGUGUGGACACAUGUGUUGCACCUCGGCAUCUUCAAAAGGCUGUGGGAGUGCAUGCAGCUUCCUGACCUGGACGUGUACACAGAGAUCAUGCAGCAGGCUGAUGUGUCGGCUCUCCGGCUGCUGGAGGCUCUGCUGGUGACUCUCCCUCAGACUCUUCUGCAGACGUACGUGCUCAUCUGUACCGACAUCGGAAUCAAGUCUCCAGCAUCAGUGUGCUUCGUGGUGUGUGUGCUGUCUCUGGCCUGGGCUCUGGUUCUGUACGCCAGAGCCUGUUCCCUCAUCAGACCUGGCCACCUUCACAUGACGCCCGCCGCCAUCCUGUGUCGACUCUUCUGGAGGGUCGGCAUGUUGGGAUCUCGCUUUGCUGUUCUGAUGCUCUUCACCCGGGUCUUCAAGCAGUGGGUCCUGGGAGUCAUUGGAGUGCACUGGCUGGGUGCUACGUUCUGGAUGGUGUCUCAGCAGACCGACAUUAUCCGCUCCACGAGCCGAUGGAGAAUCUUCAACCUGGUGCUGGGAGCCAUUCACAUUUUCCUCUUCCUCAACGUGAAGUACGGCCAGUCUAGGUAUCGCAUGGCAGGAUUCUACCUGGUCAUGUUUUUGGAGAACAUGUUUCUGCUCUUGGCGUCCUCCUGGUUGUUCACCAUGGUCUCUUGGGACACAGUGGGAAUACCGGCCGCUGUGUUUUGCAGCUUCCUGAUUGGUGUGAUUGCACUGGUGCUGUAUUAUCGCUUCCUCCAUCCCAAAUCCUUUGAGAUCUUCCAGAGUAUCCGACACAGAGGCAUUAGCGGAGCCUGCACGGGACAUGGAUCGAUGCUUUCGUUGGAGGAGAAAGUUGCUCCCACUUUCCCUCGCCACACUACAACACUUUCAGGCGGCGGAACCCUAAUGGAUCUUCCACUUCAGUGGGAAGGCUGGAAGCAUCAUCACUGGCUGCUGAUUCGCUUGGCGCUGAAGACCGGCAACGUGUCAACGAUCUGGUCUGCGUACGGAGAGGGUGGGCUGGCAGGACUGAUGGGUCUCUCUGAAGAAAUCCACUCCCCGGAUCAUCCUCGCCUGCCUCAGGUUCAACGGGCUCCACUGCCAGUGCCACAGAUUCAACAGCCGGCGCCACAGCCUCUGCCUCAGCCUCAGCCACGUCCAGCCCCUGUGAUCCAACCACCAGUGGUGAAGGAGGUGGUCCAGCCGCCCAAGCCAGCUCCAAGCACCGUCAUAGCCCGACCGGUGAGGAAGGCUCCAGUCAGCCAGGAUGUCUGCAUAUUUCCUGAGAUCAUUCCAGUCCAGGAGUUGAUCAUUGAAGAGAAAACCGAAGAGGAGAUCAGCGUUGCUGCGUCAGAUGGGAGAGGUGAGGAGGAGUUUCAAAGUGCAGCAUACGGGUCACCGACACUAUCGUCUCCUCGCCCGGACAGCCUCCGCCACAUCGACAGCAACGCAGCAUCUCUGACGCAGAACACAGAUGCCUCCUCCUCAGUGGGCUCGCUGGACAUCAAGACCCCCGGCUGGUCUCCUGAGCGUCACUCUCCUCUCCUGAUGGCUUCUCCAGAGAAAAAAGGCUCCUUCCCUGGGGAGUCCAACACCACUCUGUACUUUAGCGCUGACGCACAGUCCCCCUCCUCUGGGAGUUACCUGGGCUGGGGCUCCGAGCUGUCGCCCAUCUCCACCUACAGAAGCCCCUACCGCAUCAGAGAGGCUCGUUUCAUCACCUCCACACCACGAGUGGAGCCUCGACCCGAAAGCCCAGUUCUGGCUCCAGUGGUGGUGACUCCAGCAACUCCAGGAACGACGCCGAGGCAGACGCCCGGGGGAACCCCUCGGGCUUCCUCCCCCACUGGCUCCACCCCAGCGGCCUCAACACCUGGCUCCAUGACCCCUGGUGCUACCACGCCCAGCACUCCCAUCGUUCCUCUCACCCCCAUCAUCUCACACGCCAGAAAACAGAUUGUCCAGUUCGUGGACAGUAGGGAGAGAGCAGUGUAAGUGACGGGUCACGCUGGUAAAUAUUUCAGUCACUUUGUUAAUUUGUUCACACACAUCUCAAGAUCCAAAAACCUUUGUCCACUUGUCCAUACUACUCCAAAGAUUCUCAUGCACGCAGGCACAAAUGACUCGUUUAGUUUAAAAACGUUUAAAUAACAUGACAUGAUGAAGCUAUGUCCAGGCGCGAGGAGAAAAAUGAAGUGCUAUUGCUAUUGAGUCAUUGUAGAAGAAGAAUUAACAAGGCUUUUGUCUGAUCUGAAGUCAAAGGCUUCACUUUCCACUGUCUCAUCACUAAAAGGAAAUGGACUCAAGCACUUAGAUGAUUCUGUUUUGAUACCGUGACCGGCCAAUAGCUUCACCACAACUGACUCAUUCCAAAGUUUGUUAUCACUACCCUUUUCCCGCUACUCAUUUCCGGGUUAUAAGCUGCUACUUUUUCACAUCCUUUAAACGGUAAUGCGUGACCAUUUUUACAGGCAAACCAGCAUCAUGCUGCCAAGAUAUUGAGCCUCAUCACAUCAAAUCAAUGAAACUGCAGGUGUUCCAGCAUGUUGCUCUGGGAACAUGAGAGAAAUGGCGGAAACACCAUAAACACACAGACGAAACACCGUGCAUUGAGUGCUUUAAUGUCCAUAAAAUGGCUGUAAUUAUUCUGAGGUGUCUAAUUACACUGGAGGCAUAGUGCACAUUCAGAACAUCGUUGAGUCUGUUCUGUUUCAAAACUUGUUCCAAAGUGAUGUUAUGUAUCCUCAUACAUUCAUGAGUCAGUACCCAGAAAACACUGACCUUUGACAUUUUGAAUAAGUUUCUCCAUUCCAUUUUGAAUGUAGUGUGGACAAGUGACAAAGUCUUGCUCAGAUCAUUUUCAAUAUAGUGGGUGAUGAAGAAAACCAGCUAGACGGAUUCAACAAGUCAGAAGUGAGCUGAGGAGCGUGUACCUUAGAAAGACAUUAGCAUGUAUCAACUAGUGAAACUCACUGCUGGACCAUUCCCUGAAGAACAAGACCACUACAACCAGUUUACAGUUUCUUCUUGGUGUCACCGUUGACUUUGUAAUGUCAGAUACCUAUUAACACCACAUGUUAAGCUUGAUAACGUCUAAACACCAAACGCUACUAUCUUCCAUAUGCUGCUUGUAAAAUGCUUUUUUAUAUUAAAAGAAGAAAUUAUUCACCAUGAUUUGAGUUUAGAAAACAGUGGAGGUGGAAGCUUUUUACUAACCAAAUUAUGACUGACUUUUUAACUCAUCUUUAAAGAUAAUAUUUACUAUGUAUGUUACAGUUCAAUAGCUAAUCUACCAGUACACUGACAGCAGUACAUAUAUAUAUGGUGUAUUAUUUUAUCCAAUUUAGGAGGAUUUUUAAAAUAUUUUUAUUUUAAACUGUUAUAAUUGUUGGACAGCUAUUUCAAAUUAUUUGUUCAGAGCAUUUUUAAAAAAUAUAUAUUUUAUAGUUGUAGGGUUGAUGUAGUAGUGUCCUAAUUUUCAGAGGCCACUAGAUGGUUUCACUGAAUUAGUCGGUCAAGUGUACACAUUUUACUGCAGACAGUGCCAUCUGGUGGAGUCUGAAAAUCAGGACACUGUUUCAUGAAACCUCAUCUACCCAUCACUAGUGAGAAGCUUGGUCAUGUGGAAGAGACUCAAAGUAGAACUGGUGCUCUUCCGCAUCGAGGGUCAAAGUGGCUUGGGCAUGUCAUGCUAAAUGAGACUCAGGACAUGCUGGAUCUGAUGUCUCUCGGUUGGGCAGAGAAAACCUAUGUAUUAUUCCAGGGGAGCUGGAAGAGGUUUCAGGAUAGAGGGAGGUCUAGUUGCUGCCCCCCAAACUCAGUACCCAUCUGUGCCAGCCAUACUUGUUUUAAUUCUUAAUUCAAGUCCAAAUAGCAGCCUGAUGCGCCCCAUGCUAGCAACUGGUGGUAUUAAAGAUCAAUAUAAACAAUAAGAACAGAUAGGUUAUCCUUAUGUUCAUUCCUCUGUGGUAUAUACUGUAUCAGUAAGUAAAGGAAGGUAGUAGCAUAUGUACUCAGUAUUUUAUAAUGCAGAAAAAAGGCUCCUAUGCUAAACUUAAAUCUCAGAGAUUUUUAUUUUCAGACACUUUAUUUCCUCCCAAAAGAAAUAAAUAGAUCAGUAUGCCGAAUACCUUUUUGUAUAAUGCAGAAUUUAAUUGUGCAUUCAAGUAAAAUUCCAUAUUAUAUAUAGUUACCUUGUCCAUACAAUUUUAUUGCACAUCACCCAAUAUCAUUUAUAGUUUUUAAUUGUGUCCUGUUUAAGUUAACAUAUAUGUACGACAUUACCUGGUUUGUUACUGUUUGAACUCAUCACAUUGUUCUUUUUCAAAUGGUUUUGACAGCAGACAUCAUGCACCGCUGCUAGAUGAAGAUGUAGAUGCAUGGCACUGACUCCUAUAGAACUAAAACACAAGCACUAAUUGUUGAAACUCUUUCGCGCCGUAGGAUUGACAGUUGUCACGUUUGAAUGUAUGUUGAGAGCAAAAAAAGCAGAAAAUGACGCUUCAGACUGCAACAAAGCUGUGGCUGUAUUCAUAAUCACAGAUCAGCAGUUCUGUACAGUUUGCUGUGUGCGCCUGAUGUGUCUCACUACUCAGCAAUCAUGUUUCUUGUUCGACUGUUCAACUAGUUCCUGUUUGUUUCAUCUUGAAUGUUUGGGGGAUUUACAGAUUUAAAUGUGCCGUUUGCUUAUCAACUAUCACAGAGGCGCGUCCCUUCAUCAUCACCUUACCUCUGACAGGACGUUGACAGAGCAAACGUGGUGUUAGUGAGGCAUUAACUGUGCUUUGAUGUGACCAAAUAAAAUCAUUGAUCAAGACUAAAGUGUGUCAACGGAUUAAUAAUUCACAGUAAAUUCCAAAAUAAAAUUAAAUCUAAGAGGUUUAAAAUGAAAAUGAAAUGGUUUGAUUUUUGUUUCAGACUUGACCAGGCAAUGAAACAGAUUGUUUUCUUGAUUUCUGACUUUGUAAAGACGAAGUGCUGUCUUCCU